Messenger RNA from Malania oleifera, 907 nucleotides. RefSeq lists its product as uncharacterized. The transcript has a single exon. The coding region runs from base 1 to 498 and encodes 165 amino acids. Lineage: Eukaryota; Viridiplantae; Streptophyta; Magnoliopsida; Santalales; Ximeniaceae. The record is from RefSeq and is a predicted model, not a curated record.
AUGAUUUCCAAUCUAAAGCUUAAACAAUCGGAUUCAGCUUUUCUUGAUGAUUCAACAAGCUACAGGAGAUUGAUAGGGCGGCUCCUGUCUCUUACUAUGACAAGACCAGAUUUAUCCUACUCAAUUCAAGUCUUGAGUCAGUUGACUCAGUUUAUGGACAAACCGACACAAAGCCAUAUGGAUGCAGCUUAUCAGGUUCUAAAGUACAUCAAAGGGACACCAGGUCAAGGGAUCUUCUUUCCUUCUUCUUCAUCAUUACAUUUGAAGGCAUAUAGUGAUUCAGAUUGGGCAUCUUGUCCUGACACAAGACGUUCAGUCACUGGAUAUUGUGUUUUUCUUGGUGAUUCUUUGAUUUCAUGGAAAUCAAAGAAACAAACAACUAUUUCCAGGUCAUCGGCGGAGGCUGAGUAUAGGGCACUUGCAUCUACAAGUUGUGAACUUGUAUGGUUGAUAUCCUUGUUGAAAUAUUUUGGUAUUGAUCAUAAACAAGCAGCUUAAUUAUUCUGUGAUAGUCAGGCAGCCUUGCAUAUAGCAGCAAAUCCAGUAUUUCAUGAGAGAACAAAACAUAUAGAAAUUGAUUCACUUGGUGAGAGAAAAAAUUCAGUUGGGGAUCCUUAGAACACUACACGUCUCAUCAAAGCAUCAAGUGGCAGACAUUUUGACAAAGGCUCUUGGAGUUGAUCAGUUUACUUAUCUUCUUUCCAAGAUGGGAGUGCAUAAUAUAUACUCUCCAUCUUGGGGGAGUGUCAGAAAUAAAGUAGGCUUUGUUUGUAAAUAGUUAGAAAGUGAGGGAUAUAAUUGGAAUGUAUUUUUUUCAUUACAUGUACUAGUAUAAAUACUGAUGUACUGUACAUUCACUUUACUUUUCGAUCAUUUUGGAAUAUACAAUUUCUUUGUUUCUUUACAA